Andrographis paniculata is the source of this 3233-nucleotide messenger RNA. RefSeq lists its product as uncharacterized. The record is from RefSeq and is a predicted model, not a curated record. The transcript is spliced from 7 exons. Bases 382 to 3114 code for a protein of 910 amino acids. NCBI's taxonomy places the organism in Eukaryota, Viridiplantae, Streptophyta, Magnoliopsida, Lamiales, Acanthaceae.
UCAGCAUCUUGGUUGAGCUGAAAGAUUUCUUGUGGUUGAAGGAGAACCUAAAAUUGUGGCCAUGUUAUGCAGUCAACGUCACCACCAUUCGCGAAUUAAUGCAGCUGGAUGAAGCAAUACUACAAAUGGAUGAUGGACGCUGCUGGAUAACAACAAUUCACACUCCUAUUUGUGCUGCUCUUCUUUAAUGGCGUUUUCUUCCUCAAUCAUCUCUCUCAAUAGCUGUUGAUUCCCUUUCUUUCUCACCACAUACACUCACUUCAUCAUAGUCCUCGGCAUUGUCCGAAUGAUGCGUGUUAAGGACACUAAAAAUGCAUUCUUCUGACUGAGAUUCUGUUUUAUUUGAAUGUCCUGAUUUUGAGCACUGGAUUGAAUUCAGACAUGGCGAAAAGGUCAUCACGAAUUCCAGAGGUGAGGGAGAGGACUGAGCUGAACUGUAUGUGGGGACUGCUUAGCAUUCUUCAAUCCUGCCAGGGUUUUACAACCCCUAAGGUGAUCUCCAACGGAAGGCCCGUUAGCCGACACGCCAUUGAUCAUCCUAGUAGGCUCGACCAGCUUACCAGCUUUGAUGGUGAAUGUCGAAAGAUACAACUUCAGAAUGUAGAUUUGGAUAGAGUUGCAUUCAAUGGAAGCUACAGAGGUUCGAGGAAUCUUGAAAAACUUUUUACCGGGAACGAUGCGGGACAGAUGGUAGGUAUGGGGCAGCAGCCUGUGAAAAUGGAUUCCAAACUUGUCGAUGAUCUUAUGAAUUGUAAGGAGAGAGCAAGGAAGAAAAGGGACAAGGCUUCUCAGUCAUCUUUCUCUCACAUGGAUAUUUCAGCUGAUUCGACUUACCUGUCUUCUUCUGCAGCUGAAAUAUCAUUGAAAAGGCUCACUUUGGCUGCAUUACUUGAGGCAGUUUCUGCUGAGAAUCACCCGGAAGAGAGUUUGGAGUCUGAAUGUUUUCGGCGAAGCUUGAGUCUUGGAAACUACAGUGCAGCUGAUCCGAUUUACGGGGAGCGGAUGUUUAAACAACAAAGAACAAAAUCUGAUUCAAAAUCCUUCUCCGAUGCAUUAGAAGUGUUGAAUUCGAACAAGGAUAGUAGGAUCAUGGAUCUGUUGCCUGAACCUGAUUCUCUGCUCUCAAGGGGCUCUAAGAAUAUCUGUCGUUCUCGAUCAGAGAGACAAACCAUCAAGUCAUUGCUUGAUGCAAAAUUGACGGAAUACGAGAGGGAGAAUGUGAGGACUUCUGGAAAGACUAGAAGUACACAGGCGAAAAAAGAGAAAAAAACGAAUAAGCGUUCAUUGCAGAAGCUCGGUUAUCAGUGUUCGUGCUCUCCCAAGACAAGUUUAUCCAUCCAACCCAAUGAUAAAAUUGUUGUGCUGCAACCGGCCUCACAGAGUGCAAAAAACGUUGAAUAUGUAUCCUUCCAUUGCUCCACGACUCAGUCACGCAGAAGUUUGAGUAGAAUGAUAUCGGAUGCCACAGCAUCGUCCCUUACUUUCAGAGGAUCGAAGAAGCAGCUGAAGAAUACUGUUGGAAUCCCUAGAGACUGUCCGAGUCAAUGUUCAGUGAAUGGAACUUCAGAUGCACUUGCUCGUAACAAAUCAGCUCGAGAAGCUGGUGAUGACUGUAUCCAUUUUGGGGUCGACAAAAGGAGCUCUUGCACUUCUUCACCCAAUGUGAAUACAGAUGGAGAGCUGUGGAAGAAGCAGGAGCUCAAAUCCAGCAGGGAUCAUAAUGCUGCUUGUUCCCCUGAUAGAAAUGGUAAGAGCAAGAUAGAGUUUGAUGUGAUUUUGGAGGCGAAAAGAAGGCUUUCAGAAAGAUUGGAGAAGCUAAAUGAUGUAGCGGCAGUGCAGGACGAAAAAUCUGUAAGAACCUUGAGGCGGAUUCUGGCUUCACCAAAGCAUGAGUUUUUGCCACUUAGCCCAAGAAGAGAGAGCCAAUAUUGUCCUGGUUCGGCGCAUACGAGAUUAAGUCCUAAUUACGCUUCUCUUGGAGUUGCAGAGAGUGGUUUCGAAAUGCAAAAUGUAAGAGAAAGAGCUUGUCUUAGUCCUUUAAGACCAAACACAGAGAUGGCAUUGUGUGCUGAUUACAAAAAUUAUGAUGCUUCUGAGAAAAGCUCUCUGAUCCCGAGCCCUGAUCAAGCUCACAAAUCCGGUAGUUACAUGGCAGGCAAUAAGAAGUUUAAUGGCGAUCCAAAGAUUGUGGAAACUAAUGGUGUCCUAGAACCCGAAUCAUACAAUCUGGAAGUGUUGAAUGAUGUUAACUCCGGAGGUGUUACGACACCUUUGCUGAUGGCAGACACAACUGACCUGCACAAGGACGAUGACAGUGGAGUACAUUCCUUAAUGGAUUCACUUUCAGAGAACGAAGCUUUUACAUCGACAGCUGAUGAUUUCCAAUCUACGCCUUCGAGCAUCUACCAAUUAGACAUGGCUGAAAACAUCAAAUAUCAAGAAGAGCAUCAAAGCCCAGUUUCUGUCCUUGAACCAUUUUUCAUAGAAGACGGCAACAGUCCACAAAACAUGACCCUUAAAACUGCUCAAAAAAAACUACGGCCACUUCGUCUUGACUUUGAGGAAAACUCAGUUGGGAAUUCACCCCAUGAUCCAGCAACAAGUGAGAGUUCUUGCGCAGAAGAACAAGAUCAUCUCUCUGAGUAUGUGCAUUUGGUAUUGCAGGCUUCUUGUUUAGAUUGGGAUCAGCUGUCAAAAAUCACGAUCCUUCCGGAAGAGUUGCUUUGUCCAUCCUUAUUUGAUGAAGUUGAGUAUCUGCUGACUGAUUGCUUCUUCGAUCCGAAACUUCUGUUUGAUCAUAUAAAUGAGGUUCUGAUAGACAUCCACUGCUCAUAUUUCUGCUCUUGUCCUUCCUCAUCACUUGUGAAACCUAAAACCAUGUCUGAGCCGCUAGCAAAGCUUGUGAUCGAUGAGGUAAUGAAGCAAGCCGACUUCUAUCUACUUCCUCAGACCGAGAGAAGAACACUCAUUCAGCUAGUUUCGAAAGAUGUGGAAAACAGCAGAUCUUGGCUAGAUGUUAGACUCGAUACCGAACAGAUUGUGGCUUACAUUUCUGAAGACUUCCUCGAGGGAUGCAUCAUCGAUACGUUACUCGAGCCGAAACCCAUCACAUGAAAUAAAUACCUUUGUUCAUAUUAUCAGUGUAUUACAUUUUGUAUUUGUCCCUUCUUGUAGGCUUUAAACCAUGUAUGAAGAGAUGUUUCUUGAAUAAAUCACAGUUUACUUUCCUUCAA